Messenger RNA from Helianthus annuus (common sunflower), 1800 nucleotides. RefSeq lists its product as uncharacterized. The transcript has 3 exons. Bases 1 to 1800 code for a protein of 599 amino acids. Gene Ontology annotation, biological process: regulation of DNA-templated transcription. The record is from RefSeq and is a predicted model, not a curated record. Lineage: Eukaryota; Viridiplantae; Streptophyta; Magnoliopsida; Asterales; Asteraceae.
AUGAGGCUAACUCCACCGGAAGAGAGGACGGUGGAGCAAAUGACGCAUCAGAACAUAAAACCACGAGACAUUCUUGCUGCCAUUAAAGAACAGAACCCCCAUAACGUCUCAACAAGAAACACCAUAUACAACGCUCGGGCCAAAUUGGGUCGAAUGGAACAAGUCGGUGAGACUCCAUUGCAGAUCUUUUCGACCGGUUGGAGAAGGUUGGACUCCACCUACAAGACGAAUCGGUACAAAAUGCCGCUAGUCCAGAUUAUCGGUGUUACAUCCGCGUUGAUGUCGUUUUGCAUUGCUCAUGCGUUCGUAAGCAACGAGAAACAGGAAAACUUCACAUGGGUUCUACAGAGGUUGAAACACUCCUUAGACAGUGUUAUGGAACCCCGUGUAAUAGUAACCGAUAGAGAUCGCGCCCUAAUGAACGCAUGUGCAACCGUGUUUCCCAAGGCUAGACAUUCAUUGUGUAGGUGGCACAUACAGCAAAACAUAUUCAAACAUUGUAGGCAAAGCUUUCAAACAGAUGAUAGCUGGAGCAGGUUUCUUUACAAGUUGGGCGAGCUAAUUAACUCAACGACCGAUCAUGACUACAACUACUGGUACAAGCGAAUACGAUCAAGGUUGCCACGUAAAAAAAACGACGGUCAAAUGAUCCCGUUGGAGUUGAUAGACCCUUUUUGGAGAAAGUUAAAUUUGGACCCCAUACUGAAACCGAGCAAGGUGGACUCUUUCGACUUAGACGGCGAAUUUGUGCUUCUCAAACUACAUUUAAGUGCCAAGCCAAGAGAAGUCAAGAAAAACCUACUUCAAAAGAUGAAGGACUUGCUACAACUCAAUAAGACGAAGCUCAAACAACCAGUUGUGCAAAAAAACACACGGGGUCAUCCAACUUUAAAAGCUCAGGAACAAAGGAAGGAUGAUUCGUUUACGGAGCCUUCAAGACAUAGCUUGUUUACAACGCAAGGCGAGCAUAGUGAUUCACCCGUUGGGUUAGGCACACAAGAGUCAAUCAUCGAACCGUCCAGGCACAACUCGUUUGUCGAAUCACAAAGUUAUUGUGCUGAAACAGCUAUGUUCUUCGGCGAGAUUGCGAACGGCGCUAAGGAUUCGAAAACGAAAAAGAAGGUCGCAAAAUCAAAGGAAGAGCAACCAGACUUACCUUUGCUGCCUGUCGGACUAGUUAAUAUGUUCAUGCACUUCAAAAAGUUCAUUCCACCUUGCUUCUAUCAACACCUCAGUCACAUACAAAAUGUGCAGGGUGAUGGUAAUUGUGGGUUUCGAUCUAUAGCGGUCGGCCUAUCGCUUAAAGAGUGGGACUGGUCGUUCAUACGGGCGCAACUUCAUGAUGACUGCAACCGGUUCCACGAAUUAUGGAAAAUGAUAAAUGGACCUGGUUAUCAAAAUGUUCUGGAUUCAUUAGAUUGGACUGGUAUAAGCGGAGCACCUGAACAUAAGUGGCUACAAAUGCCUUUCACGGGGCUUCUGAUAGCAAACCAGUGGAAUGUCGUUUGUCUCUUAUUAAGUGACCUUGGUUGUGCUUCAUUUUUUCCCAUGUUCAGAACAGCCGAAGAAAGUAUUCCGCAUCGAACAGCCGUGCUUGUACAUGUAAACACGAACCAUUUUAUUCACGUCAGAUUAGAAGGGGAAUAUCCAAUGCCAACCCCAUCAGGAUACUGGCGACAUGCGACACGGAAUACGCCAGCAGAAAGUUGGUAUCACUAUUACAGGGAACGUAUUGACCAAUAUAAUAGGAUCGUUGAUGAAUACAGGACCAGGGAUUACGUGGAUUUAGGUACCCUAUGA